CGCCGCGCUUCCUCCCGCCCCGCGGCCGGAAGGCAGCGCGGCCCGGGCCGCGGAGCGUGCGGACUGGGGAGCAGCAGAGGGACGGGCCUCGGCGGCGGCGCCGCCGCUGCGGGUCGCAGCGGCUUCCGCAGUGGGGGCGGGCGGCGGAGCGCGCAGGCCGGGGGAAGGGCCGGGCCCCGCCGCCGCGCGGGGCGAUGGAGUGAGGCGGCCGCGCUCGGCAGCGCGAAGAUGGCCGGCGGCGGCGGCGGUGGCGGCUGCAGGGACAGCUUGUUUCUGGAAGCUUUGGCGAGAUCAGAGUCCAAGAGAGAUGGAGGUUUUAAAAAUAAUUGGAGCUUUGAUCAUGCUGAAGAAAGUGAAGGAGACACAGAAAAAGAUGAGGCAAAUCUGCUCAGCAUAGAUGACAGUGAUGGGCCGUUCAGUCCAAAUGAAGAAAGGAAGUCACUUCGUUGUCGGCCAGGAGCUGUUGGCACCAGUGGUGAUUCUAUAAAAACAUAUGCAAGGCGAGGCAAAGCUGGCAGCUUGAGACUUUUUAAAGGGAACUCAAUUGGCCUCAACAUGAUGGGAAAUAGCAAGAAAUUAAGUGAAAAUGCUCAGAAUAUGUCUUGUCCUGUAACUGUGGUACAUGGUAGACGUUUUCACCAUGCGCAUGCGCAGACAACAGUAGUAAAAACAGCAGCCCAAAGCAAUCUGGAUCGAAAGGAAAGAAAAGAAUAUCCCCCUCAGCUUCAGAAAGUAGAAGCAGACCACAUUAGGUUACCACGGUCUCAAGGAGUGGACAGUAUAAUGGAAAACACAGAAGAGUCAGAAUCAGAAUCAGAAUCUGAAAUUAAGAGGAAGGUACAACAGAAACGUCACUGCAAUUCAUUUCAGUCUGACUUGUCUCUAUCUUCUGCUACAAAAAAAUGCUUAACCCAAUUAAAGCUUUUGGAACAAAUUGAUUAUUCAGCUGAUUGCCCAAAUUGUGGGCGGGCAAACGAAAAUCAGACCAAAUGCCGACAUUGUGAAAAUGUUUCUCUUAAGGAUUUGCAAAGAGUCUCCAGACAAACUGUGGCAUUAAGUGAAUCUGCGGGACCCUUAUCACGUUCUUCAAUACAUCAGAAUUCAACAGGGCAAAAAUCUUCAGGUACAGGGUUCAACACAAAGAAGUUUUAUAGUUCUGCUGUUGGGAAAGGCCCAGCGGAUAUUCUACUGAGUAAUGAUAUCGUAGGACAUUCUAUGUUACGACAGAAUGGAAAAGUUGGUCUUAUAACUGGGACAAAAAGUCCUAAAAUUACAGGAAACCUAAGACAAAGGAGUACAAGACCGUCUGAACUAAAUGAUCCAAUUGUUUUAUCUAGUGAUGAUGAUGAGGAGGAGGAUAGUGGCAGCACUAGGAGAAUGGAAAGCAUUUCACCUCGUCCUGCAGAUUCAGCCCGCUCCUCCCCAGCUCCUUCUACAGGAAAGGUGGAAGCAGCAUUAAAGGAAAACAGUUGUGGAAUAGAACAGAGAAUAGGUAGUAUUACAACAGAUACAGAAAUUGCAGUCACACUACCAAGAAAAGCAAGAAUGAAAGAUCAGUUUGGCAAUAUUGUGUCUAACACUCCAAUAAAACGUCGUAAAGUUAUUUCUCAAGAAAUCGUAACUGAAGCUGUACCUCUAAGUUAUCAAAAUUCCUGUGAAAGUGUCAUUCUGAACUGUCGAAGUAUACGAAUAGGAACUCUGCGAAGAAUGGUAGUGGAACCUGUGAUUUUUUGCCUAGAUUAUAUCAAAAUACGACUAGAAAGUCAAGAAGAUUCAGAAAAUGAUACUGGAGAGAUUAACCUGAAAACUUCAGAGCUGACUAAAUGUGAAUGGUGCAGUGUCCGAAAAUUACCAGUAGUUUUUCUGCAAACGGUACCGUCAACCUGUAGUAGCCUGAGAGACCAGCUGAAGAUGAGUAAAGAUAAUGUCUGGUAUGAGUGUAAAGGAGACAGUCAAGAAGAGCAGUACAUCAUUUUGAUUUUUGAAACUGGCCUUGAUCCUCAUGCAAACUCGAUAUUUGAAAAAAUUAUUACUGACAUUGGUAUUAGAAAUAAUAUUUCUGACUUCUUUGUGAAAAUUUCCUUUGAAGAAGCCAAUGGCAGACUGGUUGCAUUUACGAAGUGCUUGGAAGACAAUUCCAAAGGAAGCCCUUCUCAUAGAGAAAACAAAAUAAAAAAUGUUGCUUCUGAGUCCAAAAUGCAGCAACGAAAUAAACAGUUACCAUAUUUUGAUGAUGAUGAAGAAAUUGGAGAACCACAUACAGUAUUUAUUGGUCCCAUAGAAAAGUUGAUAGUUUAUCCACCACCUCCUGCUAAAGGCGGUAUUUCUGUGACCAAUGAAGACCUCCAUUGCCUGAAUGAAGGAGAAUUUUUAAAUGAUGUUAUUAUUGAUUUUUAUUUAAAGUAUUUGGUACUUGAAAAACUGAAAAAAGAAGAUGCUGAUAGAAUACAUGUGUUCAGUUCAUUCUUCUAUAAACGCCUUAAUCAGAGAGAAAGAAGAAAUGUUCAUGAAACUUCAAACCUCUCAAUACAACAAAAACGACAUGGACGAGUGAAAACAUGGACACGUCAUGUUGACAUUUUUGAGAAAGAUUUCAUUUUUGUUCCCCUUAAUGAAGCUGCCCACUGGUUUUUGGCUGUCAUCUGUUUUCCUGGUUUAGAAAAACCUAAAUACGAACCAAAUCCUCAUUAUCAUGAAAAUGCUGCAACACAGAUAAAAUCUUCCUCUUCAGAUGGAGAGAGCAACACUCCAUCUCCUUUGCCAAAUGAGUUAGAUGUACAAAACUCGCCUUCCAAGUCCUCAACAAAGAAGACAUUGACCAAAAAGUAUAAUACAGCUUUAAUUGACCCAAACACUGAAACAGAGGACACUGAGUCUUCAUGUUGUAGAAGAAGUCCCUGUAGGGUAAAAAGUGGUUUCAAAAAACUAAAUCAAAUAGACAGUGAUGUUGAAGAACCUAACACUGUGCAGUCAGCAUGCCAUAAACUUGACCAUAGGGCUCCAGAUGAAAAUGGUAUACAGGGUGAAUUCACAACCGCUGGCCAAUCUAUUGAUGGUUUGCACAAAAUCAGACUAAACUAUAGUGAAGACUCAGCUGAUGGCAGUAAACUAAAUGAAGAUGAGCUUAUAGAUUUUUCUGAAGACCAAGAUAACCAGGAAGACAGCAGUGAUGAUGGUGGACUUGCAGAUGAUAACUGUAAUUCAGAAAUGGGACAAUGGCACUUGAAGCCUACUAUCUGCAAGCAGCCUUGCAUUUUGCUUAUGGACUCACUGAGAGGCCCUUCCCGGUCCAAUGUUGUGAAAACACUAAGGGAGUACUUAGAGGUGGAAUGGGAAGUCAGGAAAGGCAAUAAAAGAAGCUUUUCCAAAGAUGUCAUGAAAGGUUCCAAUCCCAAAGUGCCACAACAAAAUAACUUUAGUGAUUGUGGAGUGUACAUAUUGCAGUAUGUGGAGAGUUUUUUUGAGAAUCCCAUUCUGAGUUUUGAGCUACCAAUGAAUUUAACAGACUGGUUUCCACGCCCAAGAAUGAAAACCAAAAGAGAAGAAAUACGAAAAAUAAUCCUGAAACUGCAGGAACAGCAGAACAAAGAAAAGAAGGGACAGAAGGAUCUAAAUUCAACAGAAAGAUCUUUACAGGAAGGAACAGAACAACUUAUCAACAGCAACUCAGACUGAAUGUUGUAUCUGUUGCAUGUUAGCUCCACAAUCAAAAUUGAAAUACACAUUUUGUCUGCCCAGACUAAAGAAUUGGCAUAUUCUCUGCUCAAAGUUACUUGGGAAUGUUUAAUGCCUGUAUAAAUGUGUGUCAUAAAAUGAAUUAAUUCCCACAAAGAUGUGUAUUACAUAAGUAAGUCUGUACAUAUGUUAAUGAGGCCAACUUUUUCAGCAUUUGUAAUUACUUUUUUUUCCACUUGUUAGGGAGCUUUUGUUAUGUAUUUCUGUUAAUAGAACUAAAAUAGCAACUUCUAAACAUAAAGCAAAUAAAGAAAAUAUUUAUAGGAUAAAAUGGUUAACUUUUUCUUUUUCAGUAAAGUUGUAAUGUUACAGGGUGAAGUAACACAUAGCAACUGAUUUGGUAGUAAGAUAAUUCAUACUUUGAUCCUAUUUAGUUGUCCUUUACAAGAUUAUUCUGCUUGCGCUACAAACAAUAAUAAGGGUAAGUGUCAAUGUACCAAGGCCUCAGAGAGGGUGAUUCCCAUCCUCGCAGUAUCUAAGUGUAGGCAGUGUAAUAGUUAAUAGGACUGCUUCAGAUUUGGGGUUUUAAAAGAUAUGCAUUGCAAUUAAAAUUCCACACUUGCUUUAGUGGGACAGGCUAGGCUAAGGGGAAGAAUGCUCUUUGACCAGAGAUUACUAUUCAAGCAGUAUUAUAAAAGUGGUUUCAAUGAAGUGAUCUUGAGUGAUACUAUUAAAUCAUAUUUUGUGGAUCCCAGUUGUUGUACAGGUGUAUUUUGAGACUUUCUUCAUUAUAAAAUUGUAUUUUGGUAAGUGUACUUGGAAUAGCAGAUUGCCCACAUUACAUUUUCUAUGUUAUAAUUCUGAAUGUUACAUUCAUAUGUGCUUUAUCUAAGUAAUGAACAUUUUAAAAAAAAGUGUAUGAUUACUAUUUUUUGUAAUAUCCACGCAAAAAACCAAAAUACCAGUGUUCA
Molecule: messenger RNA, 4646 nt
Organism: Rhea pennata
Lineage: Eukaryota; Metazoa; Chordata; Aves; Rheiformes; Rheidae
Gene: SENP6
Product: SUMO specific peptidase 6
Exons: 24
Coding region: 229-3675 (1148 amino acids)
Biological process (GO): regulation of spindle assembly; proteolysis; protein desumoylation
Cellular component (GO): cytoplasm; nucleus
Molecular function (GO): SUMO-specific endopeptidase activity
Source: RefSeq, a predicted model, not a curated record